AUGUCUUCGUUGGAAGCGUUGAGUGUCGACAAUAAGCGGCUGAAGAGUGAACUCCAGUAUUACUGCAAAUGCAUUGAAUUGUAUGAGAAUUACAGGAAAUGUUUGCUUUAUUUCGACAACAAUUGUAUUUGUCUUCAAAACAAAGACUUUUAUUUCGUUAUCCAAAGCCUUGAAAACCAAUACAAGACUUCCUUAAGACCUGACCAUCAGUUUGAAUACCAAUUGUCACCAAAACACUCGUCACUCACCACUCAAUCAUCGCUCGGCACCACUCCUACCGCCUCUGCCGUCGACAACGAGUCCUCAUUUGUGGCCCAAAACCUGUUCAACGACUUCAUGUGUAAGACUGAAGAGUCGACCGACUAUUCAGAGGACGACAGCGAAGACGACGACGAAGACAAUGAGGACGAAGAGUCUUCAGACGGCGAGUGUCUGCUCGACAACAGCCAAGUGUGGCCUUUGAUCGCAACAACGACUACAACAGUGGCCAACACUCGGGCGCCGAAGAGGAGGACCGGACGGCAGUCGCGGACCAGAAGGGGCGCGAAGAGCGGCACCACUUGUACGGCCGCCACCGGACGCAAGCCUAAGCUGCACGCAUGCGAUUGGAUCGGUUGCGGGAAGACAUUCCGCGACAAUCUGGCGCUCACAGCACACGUACGGCUGCGGCACACGAAUGAGCGGCCCUUCGCGUGUGACAAAUGCCCGAAGAGUUUUGCCGACAAAAAGCAUUUGACACAACACUUGAAAUACCACUCAUCGCAGGAGCGCUACAAAUGCAAGUACACUGACUGCCCCUUUGAUUGUAAAAGCCGUCCGAUUGCUCUUUGGUAUAGCCCACCACCUGAAGGAAGUUAG
This is a messenger RNA of Medioppia subpectinata, 858 nucleotides long. The record is from the annotation of a GenBank genome assembly. NCBI's taxonomy places the organism in Eukaryota, Metazoa, Arthropoda, Arachnida, Sarcoptiformes, Oppiidae.